Messenger RNA from Puma concolor (puma), 902 nucleotides. Lineage: Eukaryota; Metazoa; Chordata; Mammalia; Carnivora; Felidae. The record is from RefSeq and is a predicted model, not a curated record.
AUGGUACCCGGCAGAGAGUUUGCUGAACAAGGAGCACAGCGCUACCGGCAAGCCCAGGCCGCUGUGCUUUCCAUAUUACCCCGGCUCCAUCAGCUCAAAGUCCCUACCAAGAGGCCCACUGACUAUUUUGCAGAGAUGGCCAAGUCUGAUCAGCAGAUGCAGAAGAUUCGGCAGAAGCUGCAGGCUAAACAGGUCGCCAUGGAAAAGUCUGAAAAGGCUAAGCAACUGCGAGCGCUUAGGAAAUACGGGAAGAAGGUGCAAACAGAGGUUCUUCAGAAGAGGCAGCGAGAGAAAACACACAUGAUGAACGCCAUUAAGAAAUAUCAGAAAGGCUUUUCUGAUAAACUGGAUUUCCUUGAGGGGGAUCAGAAAGCUGCUGCACGGAAAACAAAGGAAGGAGCCAAAGGCCAACAGAUGAAGAAGGGGCCCAAUGCUAAGCGACGCUAUAAAAACCAGAAGUUUGGUUUUGGUGGAAAGAAGAAAGGCUCCAAGUGGAACACUCGUGAGAGCUACGAUGAUGUAUCCAGCUUCCGGGCCAAGACAGCUCAUGGCAAGGGCCUGAAGAGGCCUGGAAAGAAAGGAUCAAAUAAGAGACCUGGAAAACGAACAAGAGAGAAAAUGAAGAGCAGAACACGCUAAGCAGCAUCUUUGUAUAUGAGGAACCAAGAGAAAGGGAUGCAGACUUGGGAUUUCACAAUACAGUUGGAUCAUCUUUUGGUUUCUUUUUGUAAAAAAUUCUUUCAUAAACUAAAAAAUUUUCAAAGAAACACAUCCUCUUGGUUAAAAACUCAGGACUAAAGGAUUGAGAAGUUACUUUUAUGUAUUAAGAUUGCUGUUUAUUGAUGAUAAUUUAGACUUUGAGCCCAAAUUGCCUUCCUUUUAUGAUAAUUGGAGAUUUAAUG